UUCGUUUUGGCAAAUUCACAGAACCCGAAAGGACCAGGAAUAAAGGGCGAAUCGUUCUUCGACCCAAUUGCUUAUCUCCUCCGAUUUGCCGGGAUUCCGACGACCCAGUUGCGCCGGGGACCCUUUUCAGCAGAAAGGGUGGAAGAAGGGGAUGAAGAUCUUGGGGAGGCCGGGGACAGUGAGCGGGCUGAUGAUGAGGACGGGGCAGUUCGGUUUCGCUGCCGCUUCCAUCUCCGCCAUGCUCAGCAGCGGGGACACCUCCAAGUUCACAGCUUUUAGCUAUUUGGUUGCAUCGAUGGGAUUUCAAGUCUUAUAUAGCUUUGCACUUGCGUGCCUCGAUGCCUAUGCUCUGAAGAAAAACAGGGACUUGCAAAAUCCAGUUUCUGUGAGCUUCUUUGCCAUUGGAGACUGGGUGACAUCAAUGCUAUCACUAGCAGCAGCGUGCUCAUCAGCAGGAAUUAUAGUCCUCUAUUUGCAUGACUUUGAGCUCUGCAAUCGAUCUCAUCUCCCAUGUCUAAUGUAUGAAAUCUCGGUCAUUUUCGCAUUCAUUGCAUGGGGUCUCCUCUUCAUGUCUUUUCAAGUAAUGUUGUGGAUCUUGGCCUCAUUUUCUAACAAUCCACAUCUUUGAUACACUGCCUGUUGGAUUGGAGUGACUGUACAAAGUCUUGAUGCCUCUGGUUGUCAUGUAAAUGCAGUUGCUCCCUUUUGAGUGGUAUCGUAUCAUCAUGAUUCCAUAUUCCUUCAAUGUUUCGAUACAGCUUUCUGGUGUAUGUUAAUGAACUUUCCCGCUUUUAGGAUUUUAGAUAAAGUUUAAUCUAUCCUUUUAUCACACGUGAGUUGGA
Molecule: messenger RNA, 842 nt
Organism: Punica granatum (pomegranate)
Lineage: Eukaryota; Viridiplantae; Streptophyta; Magnoliopsida; Myrtales; Lythraceae
Source: RefSeq, a predicted model, not a curated record